AGAGCGGUCGAUUCCUCGCCACCAGACUCGAUUUUCACGCGAGGUGGUCUCGGCUAUGGCACGACGCAUAGAUGCCUUCCGGAGCCAACUCGUCCGGAUGAGGAACGCGGCCACUUGCCGUCGGGAUUACGCCGUCCGAGAGGGUCAGCCUAUUGCUUCUCACACCCGCACAAGACCUGAGGGGCGGAGGGAUCCGCCGAGGUCCAGUUCGAGACGUCGUCACACUUCGUCAGGGGGUAGAGGCGGUCGCCCAGAGGCUGCUCGAGCUGACGUUGCAGAGGGCUCGGUAUCUUCCUCUGAGGGUGCUCAUGCUGCACCGGUAGGAGAGGCUACCUCGGCUUUCAGAGGUGGUGGGAUGUACGAGGUUGGCUCGUCAUCGUAGCAGGCUCCGCGGCCUCAGCCUCAGGUUGAUCCUGACUAGAGUGGUCCUAUAUUGAGUCUUCCUCUUCCUACGGAGACUGAAGCUGCAGCUGGAGUUGGUGGAGAGGUGACUCCUCGUACAUCGCAAUUUUAUGAUAUGAUGGGCCUACGUUCUCCAGCGCCGUAGUUUGU
Chenopodium quinoa (quinoa) is the source of this 552-nucleotide messenger RNA. RefSeq lists its product as uncharacterized. Lineage: Eukaryota; Viridiplantae; Streptophyta; Magnoliopsida; Caryophyllales; Amaranthaceae. The record is from RefSeq and is a predicted model, not a curated record. The transcript is spliced from 3 exons. The coding region runs from base 56 to 382 and encodes 108 amino acids.